AUGGCCUCGCCGCGCAACAUAUCCAAGUCCCCGAGGCCCUCGGACGACUCGGAGCAAGCGCUCUCGUCGUCUGUCGCCCGUGCGCAGGCCAGUGGCUCACUCACCGUCGGCACCCCUCCACUCCCUCAGAUCCCGCGCCGAGAGAUCUCCAACUCUUUUCAAGCUCGCACUGUCGCCGAGCGAUCAAGCGCUAAAGGCGAAGAACCGGCGUCAAGCGGCUCCUCGCUGUCUGGCCUCGGUAACAAGGCCGCUCUCCCUGCCCAGCCCACCUCUUCGAACCUGACGGCUUCCCUCACCCUCGACAAGGACCACAACCAUAGCAAGGAUCCAAUCGACCGCACCGGCACUCCCGAUCUCGACGGGACGCUGACACCUCAACCGGACGAGUCAGCGUUUUCCGCUGUAGCCGGAGUUCCGGACGAAGAGAAGGCCAAGGUACUCCGGCGCCACCUUGUGUCCGCCGAAGAACGCACUUCCAACGCACCCACGCCAUCAGCGAAGCUCAGCCCCGCGGCAAGUCCGGGACCCAGCAGCCGCAAUGAAGAUCCCGGCGAGAGCGCGAUCACGCGGCGCAGCGAUGGCGACGACGACCCAUUCCCAAUCCCUUACGACGCGCCAGGUGGCGACGUGACUCACGAGGUCUACAAGUGGCAACAAGACCAUCAGCGGACGAGGCGCAGCAGCCGCGCGCAGUCCUUCUCGCAUGCGGACCGUUCCGCCAUCAUCGACCCGCAGCUUGCGCAGAUGAAAGAGCCGGGAGGGUUCCGCCGCAACUUUGUCGUUGCCCGCGCACAGGAGCGUGGCGUCGAGGAGCCGCCGAUGAUCCGCAACUUUGUCGACUUCCUCUUCUUGUACGGUCACUUUGCGGGAGAAGAUCUCGACGAAGACGAGGACAUCGACGACGAAGACGAUCACGCAAUCGCCGAGGAAGGGCGAGGCGUGUCGCGAGUCGCCGGCAGCAGCCGAGAUGCGACCGAGAGGACACCUCUGCUUCGGUCUCGAAGCUCGACGAGACGCCCGACCCGACCCGGACAAGGAACUGCGAGCCUGACGCAAGCCGUUCUCAUGGCUUCGUCGGCACCGGCGUUCUGUUCAUGGGCAAGGCCUUCUACAAUGGAGGUGCUGCCUGACGGCUGGACGUUGACCCCAGAUAUCGGCGGAGCCCUUUACGGAAAGUACAUGCGUGAUACCAUUCUGUUCUCGAUUACCGUGUCACAGAUUGGCUUUGUGGCGGCAUACACGAUCUUUAUCGCGGAGAAUCUGCAGGCGCUUCUUCUCUCUGUCAGCGACUGCAAGUGGAACGUGCCCAUCGGCACUCUCAUUUUCGGCCAGCUCCUUCUCUUCCUUCCGCUCGCCAUGAUCCGUAACCUAGCAAAGUUGUCGGGAACGGCGCUCGUUGCCGACGCAUUCAUCCUUGUGGGCCGGUGUUGCCGACGUUAUGCUGUUCAAUCGCGACAACUUCCCGCUGCUGAUCGGCACUUCGGUCUUUGCGUUCGAGGGCAUCGGACUGAGCCGCAAAAGUUCCCCCGCGCUCUGUCUGCUGUCAUGUUUGUUGUUGCCGUUCUCUUUGCCGGCUUCGGAGUCCUCGGCUACGCCGCCUACGGCAGCGACGUGCAGACCGUAGUUCUCACGAACCUGCCGCAGGACCAGAAGUUCGUGCAGGUCUCUCAAUUCCUUUACUCCAUUGCGAUCCUGCUUUCCAUUCCGCUUCAGCUUUUCCCAGCCGUGCGUAUCAUGGAGACGGGACUCUUCUCGCGCAGCGGCAAGCACAACCCUCGCGUCAAGUGGCAGAAGAACAUUUUCAGGGCCGGCACCGUGCUCUUUUGUUCGAUGCUGUCCUGGGCGGGCUCCUCUGAGCUCGACAAGUUUGUCUCCUUGAUCGGCUCCUUUGCUUGCAUUCCCCUCUGCUUCAUUUACCCACCGAUGCUGCAUCUCAAAGCUUGUGCAAGAACACGCACCGAGAAGGCCCUUGACUAUCUUCUCAUUGCAUUCGGCGUCAUCGUGGGCCUUUACACCACCGUUCAAACUAUUCGCAGUUUGUUCGAUUCAAGCUCGAGCGAGUUGCCUCGCUCCGGCAAAUGCGACAAUCCUCAUUGA
Molecule: messenger RNA, 2097 nt
Organism: Trichosporon asahii var. asahii CBS 2479
Lineage: Eukaryota; Fungi; Basidiomycota; Tremellomycetes; Trichosporonales; Trichosporonaceae
Exons: 9
Coding region: 1-2097 (698 amino acids)
Biological process (GO): amino acid transmembrane transport
Molecular function (GO): amino acid transmembrane transporter activity
Source: RefSeq, a predicted model, not a curated record